Messenger RNA from Aedes albopictus (Asian tiger mosquito), 441 nucleotides. Its product is annotated as protein transport protein Sec61 subunit beta. Gene Ontology annotation, molecular function: guanyl-nucleotide exchange factor activity. NCBI's taxonomy places the organism in Eukaryota, Metazoa, Arthropoda, Insecta, Diptera, Culicidae. Gene Ontology annotation, biological process: post-translational protein targeting to membrane, translocation; SRP-dependent cotranslational protein targeting to membrane, translocation. Gene Ontology annotation, cellular component: membrane; Sec61 translocon complex. The record is from RefSeq and is a predicted model, not a curated record.
UGGUCCAGUUCCAGUGCUAGUGAUGUCUCUGCUGUUCAUUGCGUCCGUAUUCAUGCUGCACAUCUGGGGCAAGUACACUCGCUCGUAAGGACGCCCUAGUUUUUUUUUCUUCUUCUAAGUAAGCCGCGUUCCCUGCUGGUGGAAUUCACUUCACAUAAGACGCAUUCACUUUAUACUAUUAUAACUCUUAACAUUAUCGUAUCCUGGGUGAGUUUCACUUCCGAUGCAUGCCCGGGUGGCAUUUUUCCUUAUAUUUUUUUCGAGUGUUGGUAGCGUUUCGGAGAAGAUAUUCUUUUCUGAGCAAGAUUCAUGAACCCGUAUGGUUUUGUACUGAUGUGUCGAUUCUUAUAAAAGAAUAUACAAAAUAAUUUAAUUCGCAAAAUGGAGAUAUCGUUAUCAUUUGAAAAAGUAUAAUAAAAAAACAGAGAAUAAUAAGAUUAU